AUGGGGCCCCUUCCUGCAGGUGGAGAAAAGGAGCUGACAGCCACAAUGAAGGGAUUGAGCCACCUGUUUCGUGUCAGGGAGGACACAAUGCAUGGAGAUUCAGCAGCCAACCACAACAGCUUAUUGCCAGAUGAGAGAGAAUUUCAACACGCAGCUAAAAUGAACAAUUUGGAAACCAUGGAAAAGCUGUUUAAGAAGAAUCUUAAUAUAAACGCUGUGGAUACUAUGAAGCGCACUGCACUGCAUUUUGCUGUUGCAGGAAGUCACACGUCUGCAGUGGAUUUUCUGCUCCAUCACAAAGCUAGAGUUGAUAUGGCAGAUCAGCAUGGGCUGACAGUGAUCCAUCUUGCAGCUUGGACUGGAAAUCUAGAUAUAAUGAGGAAAUUAAUUAAAGCUGGUGCUGAUCAAAGAGCUAAGAAUGAGGAAGAAAUGAAUGCACUGCACUUUGCAGCACAGAACAACAGUGUUAAAAUAAUUGAUUAUUUUCUCCAAGAUCUUCAUCUGACUGACUUGAACAAGCCUGAUGGGAAAGGCAGAAAGCCAUUUCUUCUGGCAGCAGAAAGAGGCCAUGCUGACAUGAUAAAUAAUCUGAUAGCUCUAAAUCUGUUCUCAACUGAAAAAGAUAAGGAGGGAAACACAGCCCUACAUCUGGCAGCUAAAAAUGGCCACAGUGAAGCUGUAGAGAUUCUGCUCAAACACUGGGAUGAGAUAAAUGACCUCAAUCAGAAUGGAGAAACUCCGUUUUACUUGUCUGUUGAAAGAGGCAAUGAAAAAUGUGCCGAACUCCUACUGGAAGCAGGGAGCAACAUCAAUGUUUUAACUCACAACAACAGCAAUGCAUUGCAAGCUGCCAUUCAGAAUGGACAUCAAUCCUUGGUCACUUUUCUUAUUGAUAAGAACAUUGACCUGGUCCCUAAACCUGAGCAGAAGAAUUCCCCUCUCCACUUAGCAGUCAUCAGUAAUAAUCUGCCAAUAGUGAAAAAACUCUUGGAAGCGAAUCAUGAUAUAAACUUCUUAAAUCGUAGGCAGGAAACUCCCCUACAUCUGGCUGCUGAUGUUGGCAAUGUUGAGAUGGUGGAAGUGCUGCUGAAGGCAGGCUGUGACCUCAAGAUCAUGGACAGGCAUGGAAAAACUGCACUUGCCGUGGCUUCAAGGAGCAAUUACGCCCUCAUUGUAGAUAUGAUCAUUAAAGCAGAAAGGUAUUAUGCCAUGAAACAGGCACACCUAGAUCAUAGUGAUGGUUGGUCAGACUCUGAUUUGUCCUUCAAACAAGAUCAUAGUGCACAGACCAAGCAACUCCGUUCCUCCCUGUGGAAUCUGGCAUACAAUCAUUUUAAACCCCAGGAAUGGAAAAUACUGGCCCUGUUCUGGAAGUUCACAGAUGAGCAGAUUAAAGCUAUUGAGGAACAAUGGACAGGGAAAAAAAGUUAUAAAGAACACGGCCACAGAAUGCUGCUGAUCUGGUUACACGGUACUUUGCUGGCCCAUGAGAAUCCUGUCAAGCAUAUAUUCAAAGACUUGGUGGAAGCAGGAUUUCAGCAUUUAGCUGAGAAGAUCAGAACUGAAAGUAGCACUGACAUGGAGUCCAGAAAAUGUGAAAUUUCAUGAGUUCAUUAAUGGCAUACGUGAUGGAAUUACAUGCCAGAUGGAGAGACUUUCAUAUACAAAUAUUUUCUCUAGAAAUGAAAAUGUAUUUUGAAGCUGCAUGGCUUUAUUCAAGCUAGAAGAACUUGCUCUCUUGAAAUACUGGUUAUUCUUUGCUAUACAAUGAUCUAAAGUGAAUGCCUAGGUGGUAAUUUAGAACUAUACUGUCAAGCAAGAGGUACCCUGUAAUUUCCGCACCUGCCUUAACAUUGUUACAAUAAUUCCUUAUCAGAACUCCCCACUAAAGCUAUUUCGUGUUCGACCUAAAAUGUAAAUGAGACAUUUCUUGCUGAAAUAAAUUUAAUAAGUGAAAAUUGUGUGUAUAAAUCAACACUUCCCAAAAUAGUUGGCACCUCACCUCACUUGGAAUUCAGGUUUUUAUAGUCUUGCUAGGAUUACAGUUUUCCUAGCUGAGGAGACUUUCUUGUUUAGUUAGUG
This is a messenger RNA of Phasianus colchicus (ring-necked pheasant), 2082 nucleotides long. RefSeq names its product ankyrin repeat and death domain containing 1B (gene ANKDD1B). Gene Ontology annotation, molecular function: protein binding. NCBI's taxonomy places the organism in Eukaryota, Metazoa, Chordata, Aves, Galliformes, Phasianidae. Gene Ontology annotation, biological process: signal transduction. The record is from RefSeq and is a predicted model, not a curated record.